Euleptes europaea (tarantolino) is the source of this 3550-nucleotide messenger RNA. RefSeq names its product tankyrase (gene TNKS). The record is from RefSeq and is a predicted model, not a curated record. The transcript has 27 exons. Gene Ontology annotation, cellular component: cytoplasm; nucleus. Bases 90 to 3455 code for a protein of 1121 amino acids. Lineage: Eukaryota; Metazoa; Chordata; Lepidosauria; Squamata; Sphaerodactylidae. Gene Ontology annotation, molecular function: NAD+ poly-ADP-ribosyltransferase activity; protein binding.
CCUUCCGCGAGCUGCUCGAGGCCUGCCGCAAUGGGGACGUGACCCGGGUCCGGCGCCUGGUGGACGCCGCCAACGUCAACGCCAAAGACAUGGCCGGGCGGAAGUCGACCCCUUUGCACUUCGCCGCGGGUUUUGGAAGAAAAGAUGUAGUGGAACACUUGCUGCAGACAGGAGCCAACGUCCACGCUCGGGACGACGGUGGGCUGAUCCCUCUUCAUAAUGCCUGUUCCUUUGGUCACGCAGAGGUAGUCAGCCUCUUACUGUGUCAGGGCGCAGAUCCAAAUGCCAGAGACAACUGGAACUACACUCCUCUGCACGAAGCUGCUAUCAAAGGCAAGAUAGACGUGUGUAUCGUGCUGCUGCAGCAUGGAGCUGAUCCAAAUAUUCGGAACACGGAUGGGAAGUCGGCCCUGGAUCUGGCAGAUCCUUCUGCAAAAGCUGUACUUACAGGUGAAUACAAGAAGGACGAACUCCUGGAAGCCGCGAGGAGUGGUAAUGAAGAAAAACUAAUGGCUUUGUUGACGCCGUUAAACGUGAACUGCCAUGCGAGUGAUGGGCGAAAAUCGACUCCAUUACAUUUGGCUGCAGGCUACAACCGAGUUCGGAUAGUUCAGCUUUUGCUUCAGCAUGGGGCCGACGUCCAUGCGAAAGAUAAAGGCGGGCUCGUCCCCCUCCACAAUGCAUGUUCUUAUGGACAUUACGAAGUUACAGAAUUGCUGUUGAAGCACGGAGCCUGUGUUAACGCGAUGGAUCUCUGGCAGUUCACUCCCUUGCACGAAGCGGCUUCCAAGAAUCGCGUGGAAGUUUGUUCCCUGCUACUCAGUCACGGCGCAGAUCCGACUUUGGUCAACUGUCACGGCAAGAGUGCCGUUGACAUGGCCCCGACACCUGAGCUCAGAGAGAGACUCACAUAUGAAUUCAAAGGACAUUCGUUACUCCAGGCAGCGAGAGAAGCCGACUUAGCCAAAGUGAAGAAGGCACUCGCCUUGGAGGUCAUUAAUUUCAAGCAGCCGCAGUCCCACGAGACGGCACUGCACUGUGCCGUGGCAUCUCUUCACCCCAAGCGGAAACAAGUCACCGAGUUACUGCUUCGGAAAGGGGCCAACGUGAAUGAGAAAAACAAAGAUUUCAUGACGCCUUUGCACGUGGCGGCCGAACGAGCGCACAACGACGUGAUGGAAGUUCUGCACAAGCAUGGCGCGAAGAUGAACGCCCUGGACACCCUGGGCCAAACCGCCUUGCACCGGGCUGCCAUGGCUGGGCACCUGCAGACCUGUCGCCUCCUGCUGAGUUAUGGCUCCGACCCGUCCAUCAUCUCCCUCCAGGGCUUCACUGCGGCGCAGAUGGGCAACGAAGCCGUGCAGCAGAUACUCAACGAGAGCACGCCGGUGCACACAUCGGACGUGGAUUAUCGACUCUUGGAGGCCUCAAAAGCUGGAGACUUGGAAACUGUGAAGCAACUUUGCAGCCCCCAAAAUGUGAACUGCAGAGACCUGGAGGGCCGUCAUUCAACCCCCCUGCACUUUGCGGCGGGUUACAACCGAGUAUCGGUCGUGGAGUACUUGCUGCACCAUGGAGCAGAUGUUCACGCAAAGGAUAAAGGUGGCUUAGUUCCGCUGCAUAACGCCUGUUCGUAUGGACACUAUGAAGUGGCAGAGUUGCUGGUGAGACACGGGGCUUCGGUCAAUGUUGCAGACCUGUGGAAGUUCACGCCUCUGCAUGAAGCAGCAGCAAAGGGAAAAUACGAGAUCUGCAAGCUCCUUUUAAAACACGGAGCAGAUCCGACGAAGAAGAACCGAGACGGCAACACCCCCCUCGACUUGGUGAAAGAGGGAGACUCCGACAUUCAGGAUCUCCUGCGAGGUGACGCCGCCCUGCUGGACGCUGCCAAAAAGGGCUGCCUGGCCCGAGUUCAAAAGCUCUGCUCGCCGGAAAACAUCAACUGCCGAGACACUCAGGGGCGCAAUUCCACCCCGCUGCAUCUUGCAGCCGGCUACAACAAUUUGGAAGUUGCUGAGUACCUUCUGGAGCACGGUGCAGAUGUCAAUGCUCAAGACAAAGGAGGAUUAAUUCCGCUACACAACGCAGCAUCCUAUGGGCAUGUGGACAUAGCGGCUCUGCUGAUCAAGUACAACACCUGUGUGAACGCGACAGACAAAUGGGCGUUUACACCCCUGCACGAAGCAGCGCAAAAAGGGAGGACGCAGCUCUGCGCUCUGCUUCUGGCUCACGGGGCCGACCCGACAAUGAAAAACCAAGAAGGCCAAACACCUUUGGAUCUAGCGACAGCUGAUGACAUUCGGGCCCUGCUGAUCGACGCUAUGCCGCCAGAGGCCCUGCCAACCUGCUUCAAACCCCAAGCAACCGUGGUCAGCGCCUCGAUCAUCUCCCCGGCGUCGACUCCUUCCUGCCUGUCUGCCGCCAGCAGCAUCGAUAACCUCGCCGGCCCGCUAGGGGACCUUGCUGUGGGAGGGGCCUCCAACGCUGGGGACGGGGCAGCAGGCACAGAGAGGAAAGAAGGAGAAGGUAACGUCACUGCAGUUGUUGGUCUUGACAUGAAUAUCAGCCAGUUCCUGAAAAGCCUGGGUCUGGAACAUCUUCGGGAUAUCUUUGAAACAGAGCAGAUUACCUUGGAUGUGCUGGCUGACAUGGGACACGAAGAGCUGAAAGAGAUCGGCAUCAAUGCCUAUGGGCAUCGCCAUAAGUUAAUAAAAGGCGUAGAGAGACUUCUGGGGGGACAGCAAGGCUCCAAUCCUUAUUUGACUUUCCACUGUGCAAGCCAAGGGACUAUCCUUAUAGAUCUGGCUCCUGAUGACAAGGAAUACCAGUCCGUGGAAGAAGAGAUGCAGAGCACCAUCAGAGAGCACAGAGACGGCGGCAACGCUGGAGGUGUCUUCAACAGAUAUCACGUCAUCCGGAUUCAGAAGGUAGUGAAUAAGAAGCUCAGGGAGAGAUUUUGUCACCGGCAGAAAGAAGUGUCUGAAGAAAACCAUAACCAUCACAAUGAACGCAUGCUAUUUCACGGGUCCCCUUUUAUUAACGCCAUCAUUCACAAAGGCUUUGACGAGAGACACGCCUACAUCGGAGGGAUGUUCGGAGCUGGGAUUUACUUUGCGGAGAAUUCCUCCAAAAGCAACCAAUACGUGUAUGGGAUAGGGGGUGGCACCGGCUGCCCAACGCAUAAAGACAGAUCCUGCUACAUCUGCCACAGGCAAAUGCUUUUUUGUCGUGUGACACUGGGGAAAUCCUUCUUGCAGUUCAGCACUAUGAAAAUGGCUCACGCCCCUCCCGGGCACCACUCGGUGAUCGGCAGGCCGAGCGUCAACGGACUGGCAUACGCAGAGUACGUCAUCUACAGAGGCGAGCAGGCUUACCCCGAGUACUUGAUCAUGUACCAAAUCGUGAAGCCGGAUACCCCCUCGCAGACAGCAACGGCCGCGGAGCAGAAAACCUAGUAAAUGCUGACCCGGUGGAGCAAAUUCCAUUACUUCAGUAAUUUAUGGACUGGAUGGAUGACGCUAGUUUCGAAACAUCAACAUUGUAUAAAGUU